GGCGUUUUCAGACCUCGUCCGCUAUGUCUGGAAGAGGGAAAGGCGGCAAAGGCUUGGGCAAGGGUGGCGCUAAGCGCCACCGCAAGGUUUUGAGAGAUAACAUCCAAGGCAUCACCAAGCCCGCCAUCCGGCGUCUUGCUCGGCGCGGGGGGGUCAAGCGCAUCUCUGGCCUCAUUUACGAAGAGACCCGAGGUGUGUUGAAGGUGUUCCUGGAGAAUGUCAUUCGGGAUGCGGUCACCUACACGGAGCACGCCAAGCGCAAGACGGUCACUGCCAUGGACGUGGUGUACGCGCUCAAACGGCAGGGACGCACCCUGUAUGGCUUCGGAGGCUAAGCUGCAACUUCUGUGCUACGUGACAAUCUCAAAGGCCCUUUUUAGGGCCAACCACCCAGUCAUCAGAAGAGCUAGACACCUGUCUGAAGUAUAGGUAACUUUGAAUUUGGGGGCUGGUUAGUAGUGGGAUCAAGAGUCUAGGAGGUACCGAUGCCCAAAAGUGCUAACAGCCCUGAAAACCCGAGUCACUUACCAAAAGCUGCCUUUCCCUUGCCUGUGUCAAUUUUUGCUAGCCUGAGAGGCUAUACGUGCUCCAGAUUUAAACCAUUUUUCAGUUUGCUUUUGGAUGUGUAUCAUUUGUAAUCGUUGGACCAGACUGUGGAAAGU
This is a messenger RNA of Orcinus orca (killer whale), 662 nucleotides long. Its product is annotated as histone H4. Bases 24 to 335 code for a protein of 103 amino acids. NCBI's taxonomy places the organism in Eukaryota, Metazoa, Chordata, Mammalia, Artiodactyla, Delphinidae. Gene Ontology annotation, molecular function: structural constituent of chromatin; protein heterodimerization activity; DNA binding. Gene Ontology annotation, cellular component: nucleosome. The transcript has a single exon. The record is from RefSeq and is a predicted model, not a curated record. Gene Ontology annotation, biological process: nucleosome assembly.